GAGGCUGGGAUGCCUGAGGGGGGGGCGCCACGGGCAGGAGGAGCACAUGUUGGCAGCAGUGCCAAGGAGCCUGCAAACUUGUUUCAAGACAAGAAUCCUCCUGUCUCUGAGGCUGCUUUCUCCGUCAGCAGAUGCGCAAAGAGCAGAUGAUCUAGGAGAUGCUGCCUGGAGCCUGGCUGCACUGGGCCUGCCUCCUGCUCCUGGCCAGGCUCGCCCAGCCCUGCCCUGUGGGGUGCGACUGCUUCGUCCAGAAGGUGUUCUGCACGGACAAGGCGCUGGCCACCAUCCCGCUGGACAUCCCGCCCCAUGUCACAGACAUGGUCUUCGUAGAGACCUCAUUCCCCAUGGUUGGAGCCAGAGCCUUCAGUGGCAGCCCUAACCUAACCAAAGUAAUAUUCCUCAACACCCAGGCCUACCACUUUGAGCCGGACGCCUUUGGUGGGCUGCCCAGGCUCCAGGACCUGGAGAUCACAGGCAGCACUUUUUCCAAUCUCAGCGCUGAGACCUUCUCCAACCUGACUUCGCUGCGCAAGUUCACUCUCAACUUCAACAUGCUGAAGGCUCUGCCCGAGGGCCUCUUCCACCACAUGGAUGCCCUGGAGUCCCUCCAGCUGCAGGGCAACCGGCUCCAGACCCUACCUGGGAGACUCUUCCAGCCUCUGAAAUGCCUGAAGACCCUCAACCUUGCUCAGAACCUCCUGGCUCAGCUACCCGAGGAGCUGUUUGAUCCCCUUGGCAGCCUGCAGGCCCUGAGGCUGAGCAACAACGCACUCUCCAGCCUGCCCCAGCACGUGUUCGCCAAACUGGGCAGCCUGCAGGAGCUCUCCCUGGAUGGCAACUCCAUCUCGGAGCUGCCUCCAGAAGUGUUCUCGCGGCUCUUCUGCCUGGAGAAGCUGUGGCUGCAACGCAAUGCCAUCAGGCACCUGCCGCUCUCCAUCUUCUCCUCCCUGGGCAACCUGACCUUCCUGAACUUACAGGGGAAUGCGCUGCAGAUGCUGCCCGCGGGCCUCUUUGCCCAUACCCCGGGCCUGGUUGGCUUGUCCCUGUCCCACAACCAGCUGGAGACUGUCUCCGAGGGAGCCUUUGCCAAAUUGUUCAACCUCAGUUCCCUUACGCUCUCACACAACGCCAUUACCCAUCUCCCGGCCAGCAUCUUCAGAGACCUAAAGGAAUUGACCAAGCUCUACCUGGGCAGCAACAAUCUGACGGCCCUGCACGCGGGCCUCUUCCAGAACCUGUCCAGGCUCGAGCUGCUCAGCCUUUCCAGGAACCUCCUGACCACGCUCCCAGAGGGCAUCUUCGACACCAACAACAACCUGUUCAACCUCGCCCUGCACGGCAACCCGUGGCAGUGUGACUGCCACCUGGCCUACCUCUUCACCUGGCUGCAUGAGUACAGCGACAGGCUCUUCAACACCCAGACCUAUUGCGCGGGUCCUGCCAAUCUGAAAGGCCAGGUGGUGCCUGCUUUGACGAAGGAGCAGCUGGUGUGCCCUGUCACCUGGGACCACUUGGAUUGGCAGGCCCCAGGGCUGGAGGACAGGGAGCCACGGAGCAGCUGGGAUCUGUCCGCAAAGGAAUGGGCAGGCCGGAAACGGUGCACCUACAGCAAUCCCGAUGGCACUGUAGUGCUUGCGUGUGAUGAGGCCCAGUGUCGCUGGCUGAAUGUCCAGCUGUCUCCUAGGCAGGACUCGGGCUCCCCAGGAAUGACGUACAAUGCCACUCAGGAGUGGGAAUUGAAGUCGAGUUGCGGCACUGUGAGGGUGGCUGUGUCUAUUGAGGCUCAGGCAAGGGAGCCCUAGGAGCAGGGUGCACAGAGCCAGGAGCUGGGGCACAUGGUUUCUGGGGUCUGGCCAGGCAGGAGGUGGGGGCAGAGGGGACAAUGAAGCUGGGUUUUCAGGUGCAAAGGAUGGAGGUUCUGUGUCUGCAGUGGAGGAAGGAGACGUGGCCAAGGGCCUCCUCCUCCUCUCCUCGUCCUUCGUUAACCCUCUCACAGUCUGAGACAUAACAUGGCCUUUCUUAAGCUUGGCAAAGCACCCAUUAAAGCUGUAUCAUGGUCUGGAGGAUAAAAUAAGACUACUCCCCUGGUGUUUGUUUUGUUGGGUUUUUUUUUAAGAUUUUAUUUAUUUAUUUUUAGAGAGGGGAAGGGAGGGAGAAAGAGAGGGAGAGAAACAUCAAUGUGCAGUUGCCUCUCAUGCCCCCUACUGGGGACCUGGCCCGCAACCCAGGCAUGUGCCCUGAUUGGGAAUCAAACCAGUGACCCUUUAGUUCACAGGUCGGCACUCAGCCCACUGAGCCACACCAGCCAGUGUGACCCUGGUGUUUUUCUGUAAUUUAAUUCCCACCCCACUCUCAUCCCCACCCUGAAGUUCCAACGCUUAGGUGCUAUUUUACAAAAUGGAGGCUACCCUUUUUAACACCCAGUUCAAAGGCCAAUGUCUCUUUCUAAGUCUCCCCAUGGAAGUUUGUUUUUAAUGGAUAUAGGUGGUGAUAGAAGCAGAGAUGCCCAGAAUGAUUAGGGACAAUGGUCUGACUUUGGUGUGUUGGGAACUCACGGCAUGAGCUUCUCCUCUAGGGCUGCUUCCGGAACUCAAGAAGAAAGACACCGUCCUGGCCGGUGUGACUCAGUUGCUUGGAGCAUCGUCUCACAAACCGAAAGGUGGCUGUUUCAAUUCCUAGUCACGGCACAUACCAUGUUGCAAGUUCGAUCCCCGGUUAUGGCAUGUAUGAGAAGACAACCAAUGGAUUUUUCUCUCUCAUGUUGAUGUUUCUCUCACUCUUCCUCUAAAAGCAAUGGGGGGAAAAAUUCUCAGGCAAGGAUUAAAAAAAAGAAAAAAGAAAGUUUCCUUGGGAAGGUCAAUACCACUUAGUUGGCUUUCAUUACACAAAGCUCCCAGAAGGGGCUCUGUGGCUGUGUCUGUUCAGCAGACAAGAUGGCUGUUCCCUAUGUUGAAAGAAAAGCGCUGAGAAAGGAGGGGAGGACAGUGCGCUGGGUGGCCUGGGGCAGACGUGCUUCAGUCUUAGCUUCCUCAGCAUGUGACUCUGCAGCGGUCAGUCACAGCAAUUCCUUCCCCUUGGUUUUCAGGACACCACCCUCUUACUCAGCCUCAGCUGUUCUUUCAGGCUUCCCCAGCCACCUAUCUCUUCCACGUCUGCCUCCUCAGGGUGCACUGUCAUUGGCCUUCUUGGGCAAUCGCAUGCAUGCCCCUGGCAUCGGAUGCCACUUUGAUGCUGAUGACCCCAAAUCUCCAUCUCAGGCUCAGGUCUUUUUGGCCCCUGUCCAGAGAUAUCCACCUGCUCAGCAGCCCUGGGUUCUGUCAUCACAGCCACAAACACGUCACGACCAAACUCUGUUUCCUGCUCCUCCUGGAGGCCCAUCCAGCAAAUACCAAGCCCAGGAGUGGGGAAUGUUCUCCAGUCUCUCCUCCCCUUAACCCUCAUGGCCAACUAAUCAAAAAUUGCCUCUGAGUAUCCCUCCUUCCACGUCCCUGUUCCAAUUCACAGCUCAAGGAGGAGGUGCUUUGUCUCCCGGCACUGAGUCAACUUGCAGCCUCCUACCUGGUUUUCCUGCCUGCAGAGUGGGCUGGCCUGGGUGAAAUGCUGGGGUGGGAGAAGAAGAAAUGAAUCAAAUGUAUAGCAGGCCCUCCAGGAGCCUGAGCUCCGGAGGGGGGUAUCAGACGAGGGCACGUGGGACAAAAACACAAGCUUAACGUGUUCAGUGCUGGGCAAGCCCUGAGGAGUUCAGGGGAGGUGGAGGCCGGGGCGAGCACAGGCCUUCGGGGAGGCUGCAUUUGAUCCCAGGCCUUGAGGGGUCACAAGCAGAGCAAGGCGGGCAGUGAAGCUAUGUGCAAGAAGAGCCAAGGGAUGGAGACAGGUGAGCGGUGCGGUCAGGGCUGUGGGCGUCCGGAGCAGGCUACUGCUGGGAGAGGGAGGAGGAGAGAGGGUUGGAAAGCCAGCUGGAGCCAAAUUCUCUAAGGCCUUGGAGAUCCAGGUGAGACGCUCGUGUAUUUAUGAAGGAUGCCCGUCAGUGAUGGAAGGACUUUAUGCAGAGCAGGUCCACACUCCUGCCCGUGCUUUAGACGGCUGGCUGAGUGCAGUCUGAGGACAGCAAGAGGCAGGGAAAACGACGAGGACUGUCCUGUGACCUGAGGUCAGAGCCACAGGGCCAGGGACACUAAGGAAAUGGAAUGAAAGGUUUCAGUGCUGGAGUAGCACAUAUACAGAAGGAUUAAAAAGCCUAAAUGUGAACUACUGAGAUGUGAAUUCAAAUGGCAUAGGUGCCACUUUGCACCGACGAAUCCUACAAAAAUGAGAAGGCUGGAUCAUGUCCAGCCUGGGGCAGGCUGUGGGCACGGGGGGCCCUCCGGGUGCUGCAGGUGGGCACGGUCUCUCCAAGGACACUGGUUUCUUGCCUGGGUGGCAGGGAGGACAGUGAAGCCAGUAACCAAAGGCAGGAGCAGGUUUGAGGAAAGGAAGGAGCAAGAUGCCAGCUUCAAAGAAAGUAUACUUCACCAUCUCAGGUGACGAUGAGCUCUUUAAAAAAACAUGCUGCCUAAGGCUCACAUCAAUUCAAUUCUAAGUUUAGCAGGUUUGCCAAAGGAACAGACGCUCUCUCUGAUUCAUUUGGUUCAAUUCCCAAAAGCAUUUGGUUUAAGAAUAACUUUGACCAGAUCCUUCCAAGGUUGGGGAACUUGGCCUCCCUGGGAUGGCCGAGGCCCUGAGCGGCAGAGGGUUCUGUAACUGGCCCCCAGCCUGUGCUCGCUCUCUCUGGCCAGGCAACACAGGCUGCAUUAGGCUGCUGGCCUCCAGCUGCGUGUGAGGCCCGCUGUCUGCAGGAAGGGGCUCCACACCCAGCACACAGAGGCGCUUCACAGAUCUCUAGCUCAUGGUCCAGAUAGUUACGUGUCCACUGCCAGGGAUAAAUGAAUAAGAUGAUUGAGCAACAUUUCUGUUCAUUAUAUUUCCCCCCAAGUAUAACUCUUUAUUAAGUGAAAAUACAAUAAUUUGUCUCCGUGCCAAAUGGUGCUGGGGAAGGAGCACUGGCCAACAGCCAGGGCUUGUGUCGCCCGGGCUAGGCAAGGCCAGGGUCACAGUGCUCUUUUGGAGAGCUUUGCCGGAUUUAAUAUAGAAACGUAUGUCUAUUGCAUGGGACAUACAUAUACUAAAAUCUAUUCAUAGUUUAUCUGAAAUCCAAAUUUAACUGGGCAGCCGGUAUUUUAUCUGGUGACUCAAAGACCUGAUGAAGGUAGAGAAACACGAUGAGGUGGAGGUGAGGGUGUUGGAUGGUCCUCCUCAGGGCUCGGGGGAUGGGAGCCCUGACCACUCAGCGGGGCAUUGCGAUCUUAAGGUUGGAGCUGACAGGAAGCAGGAGGCACUGAGCACCCCCUGGCAGGUGGGGCUCCUUGCCCAUUGCCUUGAAUGUCCCAGUGUUCUUCAGGGAUUGUCUGCCGCUUGCCAGCAAGGUACCAUUGGCCCAGUUACUCAAGUUCUCUGUGCUGCAGUUGCCUCUUUCAUACUGUUUAUCGUGGGUGUAAUAGUACCCAGCUCACAAUCUUACUGAUGAAGAGAAAAUAUGCGCAUUCUUGUAAAGAACUCAAAACAAAGACAAUGGUACAUUCUUAAAAAAUAAAUGUUAUGAUCUCACCUAUAAGUAGGACCUAGUGAACAAAACAAACAAGCAAGGAAACUAUGGUUUCCAGCAACUUUGAAAGAAAAAAAGAAACCGACAGUAACAAGAGGGAAGGAGGGUAACAGGGAAAAGAAGGGGAAGGGUCAAAUCAAGGAACAUGCAUAAAGCACCCAUGGACAAAGCCAAGGUGG
Molecule: messenger RNA, 5820 nt
Organism: Pteronotus mesoamericanus
Lineage: Eukaryota; Metazoa; Chordata; Mammalia; Chiroptera; Mormoopidae
Gene: CPN2
Product: carboxypeptidase N subunit 2
Exons: 2
Coding region: 159-1802 (547 amino acids)
Molecular function (GO): protein binding
Source: RefSeq, a predicted model, not a curated record